This is a messenger RNA of Ostreobium quekettii, 1125 nucleotides long. The record is from the annotation of a GenBank genome assembly. Lineage: Eukaryota; Viridiplantae; Chlorophyta; Ulvophyceae; Bryopsidales; Ostreobiaceae.
AUGUCCGGGGUGGGAUUGAUCACGGAAUGCGGGGUGGUUUCCGGUCGUAAGCGAUCGGGGAUCAGGGCCACACGGCCGGGCCGGGGGGCGAGGGAGUCUGGGCCAGCACGGACGGCGGGCGCAGCGGUGGGCGGGGAGGUGGCCACGCGGGAUGGCACCGUCGAGCUCGGAAAGUCGGGCCUCGAGGUCACCAGCAUAGGCAUCGGUGCCUGGUCUUGGGGCGACACAUCUGGGUAUUGGGGAUAUGGCAAGGAAUACGGGCGUGAGGCAGGCCUGGAGGCCUACAAGGCUCUCAUGGAUGCUGGUAUCACAUUCAUUGACACUGCAGAGGUGUACGGGUUUGGGAAUUCUGAGAAGUUUCUGGGGGAGUUCGCCAAGGAGGCCUCCAGCACCCCUGUCAUUGCCACAAAGUUUGCGCCUUACCCAUGGCGUCUGUCAGCAGAGUCUGUGCCCAUCGCGCUGAAAGCCAGUCUCAAACGGCUGCAGGUCGACAGUAUUGGUCUGUACAUGAUCCACUGGCCGGGCUUCUUCUGGAAUGCAUUCUUCAAUGAUGCGUAUGUGGAAGGGCUUGCAAAGUGCGUUGAUGAGGGUCUGACAAAGGCAGUUGGCGUGUCAAACUUCAACAACGAACGCGUUCGAAGCGCACACAAGGCACUCGCGGCGAGAGGCGUCCCCCUUGCAUCGAAUCAGGUUCAGUACAGCCUGCUGUACCGCAAUCCGGAGACGAAUGGUGUACUGGAGGCCUGCAGGGAGCUGGGGGUGACACUGGUGGCGUACUGCCCCUUGGCACAGGGCCUGCUGACAGGCAAAUACACAGAAACCAAUUUGCCAACUGGGCCCCGGGCGAACGCCAUCACAGCUGACCGCGUCCGCCAGGUGCAACCCCUCCUGAAACUCAUGAAGGAAAUCGGCGAUGCGCAUGGCGGCAAGACGCAGAGCCAGGUUGCGAUCAACUGGACGAUGUGCAAAGGCGUGCUGCCCAUUCCCGGUGCCAAGAACGCAUCGCAGGUGCAGGAGAUCGUUGGGUGCUUGGGAUGGAGGCUGACAGAUGACGAAGUUUCUGCCCUGGACGUCAUCAGCGCCAAGCUGCCGCCGGCCGGGGGGGCGCCUUUCGAGAACUGGUGA